This is a messenger RNA of Aphis gossypii (cotton aphid), 1375 nucleotides long. RefSeq names its product transmembrane protein 120 homolog. The coding region runs from base 77 to 1141 and encodes 354 amino acids. Gene Ontology annotation, cellular component: membrane. NCBI's taxonomy places the organism in Eukaryota, Metazoa, Arthropoda, Insecta, Hemiptera, Aphididae. The transcript is spliced from 8 exons. The record is from RefSeq and is a predicted model, not a curated record.
CCUUGGACUGUUGUUGCGCCGUAAUCUUUGACCCGCCCCGAGACGUGACGACGGCUAGACCACAAUACGCACUGCGAUGGAGUGCGCCAACCUAGACGAGUGCGUCGAAAACUGGGAGUCGAUAGCUGGUGAAUACAAGACUCUCGAGAAUGCCAAUAAAGAAUAUUUAGCCAAGGUAGAGGAGGUUAGUGAUCUUCAAGGUCAGUGUAUGAAACAAGUCAGUCACCAAAAAUAUCGAUUAAAUUUUAUUGCCAAAUCUCUUAAAAAUUUUGAAAAAGAUGAACGUCAAGACAUUGUACAACGACUUUGGAAAGAUAUUAACCACCGCCGCCAACAACUGUCAGAUAUUGAACAAUCACUCCCAAAGCCCAAUGGAUCAUACUUGAAAAUUAUUUUGGGCAAUGUAAAUGUAUCAAUUUUGAAUAAAGAAGACAAGUUUCGUUAUAAAGAUGAAUAUGAAAAAUUCAAACUGGUUCUUAGCAUUAUUGGUUUCUUUUUAUCUUUAUUGAAUUUGGUGACCAAAAGACGUGCACUCGAACUAACUUUUUUGUUUCUUUUGGUUUGGUAUUAUUGUACACUGACAAUACGCGAAAGCAUAUUGAAAGUAAAUGGGUCAAAAAUCAAAGGAUGGUGGCGACUUCAUCAUUUUAUAUCUACUGUGGCUUCAGCCGUACUACUUGUUUGGCCAAAUUCCGAAACGUGGUACAUAUUUAGGCCACAAUUCAUGCUUUUUAAUGUACUUAUUAGUGUAGUUCAAUCAUUCCAAUUUAUAUACCAACAAGGGGUUCUAUAUAGACUAAAAGCAUUAGGUGAACGUCACAAUAUGGAUAUUACCAUUGAAGGUUUCCAUUCUUGGAUGUGGCGUGGUCUUAGCUUUCUACUACCAUUCCUAUAUUUAGGAUACAUUUUUCAACUGUACAACGCAUAUACAUUAUAUAAGUUGUGUUAUCAUCCAGAUGCCACUUGGCAGGUUCCUGUUUUGUCAGGAUGUUUUUUUAUAUUGUUCUUGGGAAACGCGGUUACUACUUCAAUGGUCAUUCCAGAAAAACUAAAAGAAGUAAAAAUAAGACGAAUUAUUAAGACGUAUACUAGAAAAAUGUCUGGCAAUCGACUUGGAGCUGACCCCAAAAAAAGUGACUGAAAAAUUAAUGUAAAAGAUAACAAAGAAUAUUGCAACUUCAAGACUUUUAUGAUAAUUAAAAUGUAUAGAUGAAGAAAUACAUUUUGUUAAAAUAUUUUCAUACAAUUUAAGAAAAUUUAUAGUUAACCAUUGCACAAGUUGUUUUUUUUUUUUAUUAAUUUUGGAUAAAUUAUUGUAAGUGUAUUGUGUAACAAUAACAAAUAAAAAAACGUAAAAUAUAACUAUUUCAUAUUU